Molecule: messenger RNA, 2265 nt
Organism: Pristis pectinata (smalltooth sawfish)
Lineage: Eukaryota; Metazoa; Chordata; Chondrichthyes; Rhinopristiformes; Pristidae
Gene: cidec
Product: cell death inducing DFFA like effector c
Exons: 6
Coding region: 128-793 (221 amino acids)
Biological process (GO): regulation of apoptotic process; apoptotic process
Source: RefSeq, a predicted model, not a curated record
GAAACAUUGAACUUUGGAAAACUAGUCAGACUCUAGUAUGUGGGCAAAAGAGAGAGACUUGAAACUCGGAGUGUUUUUUUAAAUAUUAGUAUCAGCUAAAGUCUUUGGGUUUUCAUAAAGGCUAAAAAUGGAAUAUGCAAAGAAGUCCCUCAGUUUCUUGUCUUCCAGUUCCAUCUCCAGGUGUGUUUCUGCCAGUGCAUCAGUAACUUCUCACCUGUUGAACAGUGGUCCACACCAAAGACCAUUUAGAGUGUGCAACUGGGAUCGGAGUUUGAAGAAAGGCAUCAUGGCAGAGGGUCUUCAGGAUCUACUGGACAAGGUCCAAGAAUCACUACAUACAACAUCCAGUGUCUCACUUCUACUGGAGGAAGAUGGGACCUUCAUUGAGACUGAAGAAUUCUUUCAGACAGUUUUGGAUAACACCCUCUUCAUGGUCAUUGAAAAGGGGCAAAAAUGGACACCACCAGAGAAUGUUGGCUUUCACCUGGGUUUCCGCAACAAAUUGCGUAGAAGGAAAGAUGUUGCCAGAAUAACCUUUGACCUCUACAAAGAAAAUCCUCAGGACUUCAUUGGCUGCCUGAAUGUAAAGGUGACCCUCUAUGGCUCCUAUUCUCUUUCAUGUGAUGUUCAGUGUAUGGGAGCGAAGAAAAUAAUGAGGGAAGCCUUGCGUUUGACAAUGUUCACAAUGCAAGCUACAGGACACAUUCUACUUGGAACUUCAAGCUAUGUCCAGCAGCUGUUGGAUGAGGAGGAACAGCAGGCAGCAGGGAAACCCUUCCAUCUUCUUGAAUGAAGGACACAAGCCCUAUCUAUUCAUAGAAUACAUUAAUGACUACUUUCAUAAAACUUUUUGGCACAUUUUAUAUAACUAUCAGGUAUGCUCAUUGAAUACUGGAAUGGUGAGUAAUUUUACCAACAGACCUUGAGUGAUAUGGCUCAAUGAUCUGAGGUUGUUUGCAAAAACUUCAUUGUCAAUCCUGAUCAUAGAACCACACUAGAACAAGAACAUGUUUGCAAUAAUAUGGCCUAAAUGUUUUAGUGGAAUAACUGCAUUGUGGGAAUAAUCACCAGUUAAUCACUAGAGAUUCCUAUAUCAGUACACUCAAUCAAUUUGAAAAAUGGAAUAUUAGUCACCAUUUUUGGAGCUUUGUCCCUUUGUGCUCAGGUGGUGCACAACCCAGUGUUGGUUUUCGUUAGCUUCCACUUACAGUAAAACUAAGUGUGCCCUUAACCACAUUUGUUUUGCCUAAAACCUGUACUUGUCACCCUCCUGUAAAAUUUAUUCAAAGUGUCCACUUAAGUCUGCAAUUGCAAUAGUUAGCUGUAAUCUAGGAUGACUAUUUAUAACUAUCUAAUUUUAUUCUCAAUUGCAAAGGGGAUUUCUAUUAAAAUGGGUGACCACAGGCUUUGACUUGCAAUCCAUUGUACUUGCUGUGGUCAGAGUUGAUUUCUAAGCCAUUCAACAGUGACCUUUUUAACAGAACUAAAACUGUCAAAGUGACAAUGAUGGAGCAAUCUAGUCAAGUUCAACUGUGGUUAUAGCAAGAGUUCUUGCCACAGGGAAAAACUGAAUUAAAUGCAAUUUAAUUGUAAAUCUAAUGGUGAAAAUUAAUGUAUAAAUUUGCCUCUAUGUAAAUACAGAAUAUUUAUCUGAAUCUACUCUUGGUGUACUUGUCCUUCAACUCUGCCUUCAGUUAUUUCUAGCUUGACUGGUUCAGUUAAAUUGCAAAAUCCUAGAUGGCUUUCAAAGUGCAGGUUACAAGCCAUCCACUUCUAAUAUCAAUAGAAAACCAAGAAUAAGGCCACAUGUGAUGUACUGUUUCUUUUUGUUUUUAAUCUUAUUGCAGUUUUGCAAUGUUCAGCAGGUCAGACAGCAUCUAGGAAAAAAAUGGUUGACAUUUCACUUUUAUAUCCUUCAUCAGAACCAAAAGGUCCUGGACAUGUUAACAGUCUCACUUUUCUGUAGAUGCUGAGUGUUUCACACUUUCUAUUUUCACUUCAGAUUUCCAGCAACUGCUUGAUUUGCAGUAUUUGGGAAUUCAAUCCAUCUAAAUUGUUCAUUUAUUGGAAAAUUAGUUACCUCAUUUUCACACUAAACCCAAAAUGUAACUUUAAUUCAAAUUGGUGUCAUUGAUAUUUGGUUUACAGUGAAUAUUAAUUCUAAUUGCAAACACUUCAUUGCUGAAGGUCUACUGUAGUUUUUCAAAUGGUUAUUAUCUUAACUGGGUAUAUAUAUUCAAUAAGUGAAAAUAUUGCUCCUGCCUU